This is a messenger RNA of Pseudomyrmex gracilis, 2292 nucleotides long. Its product is annotated as fatty-acid amide hydrolase 2. The transcript is spliced from 11 exons. The coding region runs from base 311 to 1969 and encodes 552 amino acids. Lineage: Eukaryota; Metazoa; Arthropoda; Insecta; Hymenoptera; Formicidae. The record is from RefSeq and is a predicted model, not a curated record.
UGUACAUGUUUGCUCAUGUAUGAGCCAUUACUCAGCAGUAAUGAAAGAUCGAGCCUGCUGCAACGAGAGUAUAUCUAAGCGCGAGCUCGAUCUUUCCACCAGUGUUACUCAGCAGUACUCGACAUAUCGCCCAACAUUGUUGUAGAGAUCACUGACUGGUCAUAUUUUCAGCACUAAUAGCGGAACGCAGCCUGAUAGGUGUGUUGUUUAUCUCCGCAUUUCGAAUCGUCAUCGUCACCAAUCGAUUCUUCUCUGUCGCAAUCGAAAAAAAAUAUUCUCUCUCAUAUUUUGCCAGUUUUUGCGGAAAAUUAUGUGUUCUUCUAUAAGGAACAAGGAGCCUUCAGAAUCCGAGGAUCUGAUACAGCAUACCAAACAGAUAUGUUGCACGUUUUUAAGAUUUGUAAUAAUACAGCUGCAUGUUCUGUUUGAUUGUAUUGUGGACUUUAUCUUUGGCCUGUACUAUGAUAAGAAAGCGAACAAAGUACCACCUGUGGAACAGAAGUUACUGUUGGAAAGUGCAGUUUCUUUAGCUGAAAAGAUCAGGACAAAGCAAGUUACAUCGGAGGAAGUGGUGGGAGCUUUCAUUGCAAGAUGUAAAGAAGUAAAUUGUUUGAUAAAUGCAAUUGUGGUGGAGAGAUACGAACCGGCUUUGGAAGAUGCAAAGAAGGUGGAUUUAAUGAUACAACAAGGCAUCGAUCAGGAAAAAAUAAAAAACGAAAAACCGUUUCUGGGAGUUCCCUUCACCACGAAGGAGAGCAAUCGAGCUGAAGGAUUAAUCCAUUCUCUCGGCUUGCUCUGUCGCCGAAACCAUUGCUGUGAGGACGACGCCGCGACAGUUCGCUUGUUGAAAGAGGCUGGUGCGAUUUUAAUCGCAAAAACCAAUGUACCAGAACUGAACUUAUGGACGGAAUCGAGAAAUCAUCUAUUUGGACAAACAAAUAAUCCUUACAACACUACCAGAACAGUAGGAGGCAGUAGUGGUGGAGAAGGAGCUCUAAUGGCAGCAAGCGGUACUCCGCUCUCUCUUGCUAGCGAUAUAGGAGGCUCUACUAGGAUGCCUGCCUUUUUUAACGGAUGUUUUGGCCACAAACCCAGCGAAGGAUUGAUAUCUGUAUACGGAAUUGGAUUACGUGAUAAACAUUUUCUGGAUACAAUGGUGGCAGCUGGACCAAUUUGCAGACACGCUGAAGAUAUCGCACCUGUUCUAAAGGUACUGAUUGAUAAAAAUCCCAAAUUUCAACUGGACGACCGGCUGAAAAAUUUGCCCAUGUAUAAAAACGGGCCCAGAUUAAGAUUCGAUGAGUCGGUGAAUGUGAAAGAUCUAAAAGUGUUCUAUCAAGAGAGUUCUGGAGAUUUGAGAGCGAGCAAAGUGACCAAGACCAUGCGGACCACAAUCAGAAAAGCUGUAAAACAUUUAGAAAAACUCACCGGUUCCGCAACAAAGAUUAAAAUACCGGGUUCUGAGUACAGUUUUAAACUGUGGAGAUAUUGGAUGACUCGCGAGAACGUCAAUUUCAGAGAAAACAUAACAGGUGGGAAGUAUUCUACGAGCGCGAUCAGAGAAUUAGCCAAUCUGCUCACUGGAAAUUCGCAACUGACGGCAGCUGCUGUUUUUAAAUUGGCAGACGAGGACUUUUUUCCGGAGGUGAACGCGGAAUGGGCAAAAAGCGUCACCGCGAAAGCGAAACUAUUCUUAGCGGAGACAUUGGGGGACAAUGGAGUGUUGUUGUAUACUUCAGCUCCCUUCCCCGCGAGUUAUCAUUACUCCGCAUUUCUCAGACCUUAUAACUUUGGCUAUUGGUGUUUCUUUAACGUUUUGCGGUUUCCAAGUCUCCAAGUGCCGAUGGGCUUGGACAAACAAGGCUUGCCAGUCGGUAUUCAAGUGAUAGCAGCUCCGUACAAUGAUCAUCUGUGUUUAGCGGUUGGCAGAGAACUCGAGAAAGAGUUCGGUGGUUGGGUUCAACCGUAAUGUCCCUAAAGAAGAUUGACAAGUCAUGAACAAAGUAAUCUUGGCAUUUACAACGCAAAAUAACUUGGACUCCAAAGUAAUUAACUUGGGUUUUGGAAAAAUAUCUUGGGAAUUUUAUAUCUCUUAAUAUAAGUGUUCUGUUAUAUCUUAGUUUUCUUGAUGUUUGUUACAAAGUUUGUUAUAAAGUCUUCGAACAAAAAUAUUUUUUCAAAGAUUACGUAUAUAUAUUAAUCUUGCGUGGUAUGUAUUAAUCUUACAUGUAUAAUAAUUUAUGUCAUGUUUUGAAAUUGAUUUCGAUAAAAUACAUAGCACGCUACUCAGAA